UGCGCAUGCGUGUUGAGUAACCCAGUCUCUCUACCGUAUCUUCUCAAUCCGCUUAGAUCCGCGGAACGUCGAGACGUUCAGGCUCUUAACAUGUCCCAACAUAUAAGACUCUACACAAAGGGCAUUGUGCUCGGCUACAAACGCAGUCUGCGCAACCAGAAGCCGAACACGUCGUUGCUAAAGCUCGAGGGCGUAGGAGAUCGCAAAGAGUCGCUGUUUUAUUUGGGAAAGCGGGUGGCGUUCGUGUACAGAGUGAAGAAAAGGAAACGUGAUACUCAUCCAAAAGGAAAUCGCAAGUCAAAUAAAGUGCGUGUGAUGUGGGGACGAGUGACGCGACCGCACGGUAACAGUGGUGCUGUGAGAGCGAAAUUUAGACACAAUUUGCCGGCUAAAGCAAUGGGAGCGACUGUUCGAGUGAUGCUCUACCCAUCAAGAGUCUAGAGACAAUUAGUUGUAAUGUGCUUCUUGCUGUGUCAAUACAAUACAAUACGAUAACCACA
Molecule: messenger RNA, 500 nt
Organism: Corticium candelabrum
Lineage: Eukaryota; Metazoa; Porifera; Homoscleromorpha; Homosclerophorida; Plakinidae
Exons: 3
Coding region: 91-441 (116 amino acids)
Biological process (GO): ribosomal large subunit biogenesis; cytoplasmic translation
Cellular component (GO): ribosome; cytosolic large ribosomal subunit
Molecular function (GO): structural constituent of ribosome
Source: RefSeq, a predicted model, not a curated record